AUGAAUCAAACACUGGAAGAAUAUGUCAGGGAAAUAAUCGACAAACACAGCCUGGAUUGCUACGUUAUCUUUAAUUCUGACAUUCACCUGAAUGAGUACAUACGAAAGAAGGACAUGAGAGUACUUCAAAUUUCCAACUUUUCUGGCUCAAAUGGCACUGUUGUUAUAAGCAAGGAGCCUUGUCUAAUUACAGAUUCAAGGUAUUACAUCCAAGCCCAGAAUCAAUCUAGAUUUCCCUUAUUUAAAGACAAAUUGUCGGCAUAUAUUAUUUUAAAACAGUAUAAAAAAGUCAGUUUCGACACCAAAACAAUCUCAUCAACUCGAUUUAAGAAACUAAUGGAAACGUUCUCUGAAAAUUCCAUUGAGUUCGUUGAAACUGAAUUCAAGUUUGAUAUCAAGUUUGAGGAUGACCAGUACAACAGCCUGUCUAAUGAGAUUGUCUACUUAGAGCAAUACAACUUAAAGAGCUAUUUGCACUUCUCAGAUGCGUCAGAAGGACUUGAGUACGAUCCAGCCAUCAAGGAAUAUCUUUCCUCACUUGGGUUUAAUAACAUCGAUGGAAAUGUAACAGGCUCGCAUUAUCAGGAUAAGAUCAAAAGAAUUAGAAAUAUUGUUGACGGAAAAGUCCUCAUUAUUACUGAGCUUGAUACAAUAGGAUGGGUUUUGAAUUUAAGGGGAUUUGAUAUUGAAUUUAACCCGGUCUUCUUUUCAUUUUUAAUCCUAACGAAAGACGAAGUGCUGUUGUUUACAGAUAAGGACAUUGCAUUGGAUAUGGUGAAGGUCUUACCAUACAACGAGUUUGAAAGAUACUUAGAAACGAUUGUCGAAUGCCCUGUC
Messenger RNA from Vittaforma corneae ATCC 50505, 837 nucleotides. RefSeq lists its product as uncharacterized. The annotation marks the transcript as partial. The record is from RefSeq and is a predicted model, not a curated record. NCBI's taxonomy places the organism in Eukaryota, Fungi, Microsporidia, Nosematidae. The transcript has a single exon.